This is a messenger RNA of Petromyzon marinus (sea lamprey), 3797 nucleotides long. Lineage: Eukaryota; Metazoa; Chordata; Hyperoartia; Petromyzontiformes; Petromyzontidae. The record is from RefSeq and is a predicted model, not a curated record.
CACAUCCCUAACCCCACCUGGUACUGAUUGAUUAGUCAUGGGGGUAGACCUGAUACUGAUUGAUUAGUCAUGGGGGUAGACCUGGUACUGAUUGAUUAGUCAUGGAGGUAGACCUGAUACUGAUUGAUUAGCCAUAGGGGUAGAUCUGAUACUGAUUGAUUAGUCAUGGGGGUAGACCUGAUACUGAUUGAUUAGUCAUGGGGGUAGACCUGAUACUGAUUGAUUAGUCAUGGGGAUAGGCCUGGUACUGAUGGGAUGAAGGUUCUGUAUCAGAUGGGAUGGAGGUUCUGUAUCAGAUGGGAUGAAGGUUCUGUAUCAGAUGGGAUGAAGGUUCUCUAUCAGAUGGGAUGGAGGUUCUGUAUCAGAUGGGAUGAAGCUUCUGUUUCAGAUGGGAUGGAAGGUUAUCUAUCUGAUGGGAUGAAGGUUCUGUAUCAGAUGGGAUGGAAGGUUCUGGAUCUGAUGGGAUGAAGGUUCUGUAUCAGAUGGGAUGGAAGGUUCUGAAUCAGAUGGGAUGGAAGGUUAUCUAUCAGAUGGGAUGGAGGUUCUGUAUCAGAUGGGAUGGAAGGUUCUGAAUCAGAUGGGAUGGAAGGUUAUCUAUCAGAUGGGAUGACGGUUCUGUAUCAGAUGGGAUGGAAGGUUCUCUAUCCGAUGGGAUGGAGGUUCUGUAUCAGAUGGGAUGGAAGGUUAUCUAUCAGAUGGGAUGGAAGGUUAUCUAUCAGAUGGGAUGGAAGGUUAUCUAUCCGAUGGGAUGGAGGUUCUCUAUCAGAUGGGAUGGAAGGUUAUCUAUCCGAUGGGCUGAAGGUUCUGAAUCAGAUGGGAUGAAGGUUCUGAAUCAGAUGGGAUGAAGGUUCUGAAUCAGAUGGGAUGGAAGGUUAUCUAUCCGAUGGGAUGGAGGUUCUGUAUCAGAUGGGAUGGAAGGUUAUCUAUCAGAUGGGAUGGAAGGUUAUCUAUCAGAUGGGAUGGAAGGUUAUCUAUCAGAUGGGAUGGAAGGUUAUCUAUCAGAUGGGAUGGAAGGUUCUGUAUCAGAUGGGAUGGAGGUUCUCUAUCAGAUGGGAUGGAAGGUUAUCUAUCAGAUGGGAUGGAGGUUCUCUAUCAGAUGGGAUGGAAGGUUCUGUAUCAGAUGGGAUGGAAGGUUAUCUAUCAGAUGGGAUGGAGGUUCUGUAUCAGAUGGGAUGGAGGUUCUCUAUCAGAUGGGAUGGAGGUUCUCUAUCAGAUGGGAUGGAAGGUUAUCUAUCAGAUCGGAUGGAAGGUUAUCUAUCAGAUCGGAUGGAAGGUUAUCUAUCAGAUGGGAUGGAAGGUUAUCUAUCCGAUGGGAUGGAAGGUUAUCUAUCAGAUGGGAUGGAAGGUUAUCUAUCAGAUGGGAUGGAAGGUUAUCUAUCAGAUCGGAUGGAAGGUUAUCUAUCAGAUGGGAUGGAAGGUUAUCUAUCCGAUGGGAUGGAAGGUUAUCUAUCAGAUCGGAUGGAAGGUUAUCUAUCAGAUGGGAUGGAAGGUUAUCUAUCCGAUGGGAUGGAAGGUUAUCUAUCAGAUGGGAUGGAAGGUUAUCUAUCAGAUGGGAUGGAAGGUUAUCUAUCAGAUCGGAUGGAAGGUUAUCUAUCAGAUGGGAUGGAAGGUUAUCUAUCCGAUGGGAUGGAAGGUUAUCUAUCAGAUCGGAUGGAAGGUUAUCUAUCAGAUGGGAUGGAAGGUUAUCUAUCAGAUGGGAUGGAAGGUUAUCUAUCAGAUGGGAUGGAAGGUUAUCUAUCAGAUCGGAUGGAAGGUUAUCUAUCAGAUCGGAUGGAAGGUUAUCUAUCAGAUGGGAUGGAAGGUUAUCUAUCAGAUGGGAUGGAGGUUCUCUAUCAGAUGGGAUGGAAGGUUAUCUAUCAGAUGGGAUGGAGGUUCUCUAUCAGAUGGGAUGGAAGGUUAUCUAUCAGAUGGGAUGGAAGGUUAUCUAUCCGAUGGGAUGGAAGGUUAUCUAUCAGAUGGGAUGGAAGGUUCUCUAUCCGAUGGGAUGGAAGGUUAUCUAUCAGAUGGGAUGGAAGGUUAUCUAUCAGAUGGGAUGGAAGGUUAUCUAUCCGAUGGGAUGGAAGGUUAUCUAUCAGAUGGGAUAGAAGGUUAUCUAUCAGAUGGGAUGGAAGGUUAUCUAUCAGAUGGGAUGGAAGGUUAUCUAUCAGAUGGGAUGAAGGUUCUGUAUCAGAUGGGAUGGAAGGUUAUCUAUCAGAUCGGAUGGAAGGUUAUCUAUCAGAUCGGAUGGAAGGUUAUCUAUCAGAUCGGAUGGAAGGUUAUCUAUCAGAUGGGAUGGAAGGUUAUCUAUCAGAUGGGAUGGAAGGUUAUCUAUCAGAUGGGAUGGAAGGUUAUCUAUCAGAUGGGAUGGAAGGUUAUCUAUCUGAUGGGAUGGAAGGUUCUCUAUCCGAUGGGAUGGAAGGUUAUCUAUCAGAUGGGAUGGAAGGUUAUCUAUCAGAUGGGAUGGAAGGUUCUCUAUCCGAUGGGAUGGAAGGUUAUCUAUCAGAUGGGAUGGAAGGUUAUCUAUCUGAUGGGAUGGAAGGUUCUCUAUCCGAUGGGAUGGAAGGUUAUCUAUCAGAUCGGAUGGAAGGUUAUCUAUCAGAUGGGAUGGAAGGUUAUCUAUCCGAUGGGAUGGAAGGUUAUCUAUCUGAUGGGAUGGAAGGUUCUCUAUCCGAUGGGAUGGAAGGUUAUCUAUCUGAUGGGAUGGAAGGUUAUCUAUCAGAUGGGAUGGAAGGUUCUCUAUCCGAUGGGAUGGAGGUUCUCUAUCAGAUGGGAUGGAGGUUCUCUAUCAGAUGGGAUGGAAGGUUAUCUAUCCGAUGGGAUGGAGGUUCUGUAUCAGAUGGGAUGGAAGGUUAUCUAUCAGAUGGGAUGGAAGGUUAUCUAUCAGAUGGGAUGGAAGGUUAUCUAUCAGAUGGGAUGGAAGGUUAUCUAUCAGAUGGGAUGGAAGGUUAUCUAUCAGAUGGGAUGGAAGGUUCUGUAUCAGAUGGGAUGGAAGGUUAUCUAUCAGAUCGGAUGGAAGGUUAUCUAUCAGAUCGGAUGGAAGGUUAUCUAUCAGAUGGGAUGGAAGGUUAUCUAUCAGAUGGGAUGGAAGGUUAUCUAUCCGAUGGGAUGGAAGGUUAUCUAUCCGAUGGGAUGGAAGGUUAUCUAUCAGAUGGGAUGGAAGGUUCUCUAUCCGAUGGGAUGGAAGGUUAUCUAUCAGAUGGGAUGGAAGGUUAUCUAUCCGAUGGGAUGAAGGUUCUCUAUCAGAUCGGAUGGAAGGUUAUCUAUCAGAUGGGAUGGAAGGUUAUCUAUCAGAUGGGAUGGAAGGUUAUCUAUCAGAUGGGAUGGAAGGUUAUCUAUCAGAUGGGAUGGAAGGUUAUCUAUCUGAUGGGAUGGAGGUUAUCUAUCAGAUGGGAUGGAAGGUUCUGUAUCAGAUGGGAUGGAAGGUUAUCUAUCAGAUCGGAUGGAAGGUUAUCUAUCAGAUCGGAUGGAAGGUUAUCUAUCAGAUGGGAUGGAAGGUUAUCUAUCCGAUGGGAUGGAAGGUUAUCUAUCCGAUGGGAUGGAAGGUUAUCUAUCAGAUGGGAUGGAAGGUUAUCUAUCAGAUGGGAUGGAAGGUUAUCUAUCCGAUGGGAUGGAAGGUUAUCUAUCAGAUGGGAUGGAAGGUUAUCUAUCCGAUGGGAUGGAAGGUUAUCUAUCAGAUGGGAUGGAAGGUUCUCUAUCCGAUGGGAUGGAGGUUCUCUGUACCAAAUGAAUUGGGGGGUUCGACUCUGCCAUGAGGGUUUUGCAAACCGAUGGGAUUUGGUUUCUCUACCAAACAAGGGUCAGGUAUCGAACUCACGAGG